Molecule: messenger RNA, 714 nt
Organism: Fusarium musae
Lineage: Eukaryota; Fungi; Ascomycota; Sordariomycetes; Hypocreales; Nectriaceae
Exons: 2
Coding region: 1-714 (237 amino acids)
Source: RefSeq, a predicted model, not a curated record
AUGCUACUGAGGAAGAGGCCAAUGCCGGCGAGGAUUGGUGCCAGUCCACCCAUUCACUUGGACCAGACUGGAAAGACGGCUCUCCAGGCCGGCAACAUUCGCCUCAUGGAGCCCGUGGGCUUCAGUGGUAAGCUCACUUGGAUGGAACCAGGACAUUGGCAAGGUUGGAGUAAGAAGAACUCACCUGACCGUUGCAUUAUUGGUUACCCACCUCUCUACUCAGUAACUGAGCAUGACCCUGUUCGCCUCGGCCAGCCCAAGACUAUCUACUACGAAGUUAAGCUUGCGCGCGACAGCCCAGAGGUAUUUAUCGCCCUAGGUUUCACCGCGCUACCCUAUCCUUCAUUCCGCAUGCCAGGCUGGCAUCGCGGAAGUCUAGCGGUACAUGGUGACGACGGACACAAAUACGUCAACGAUCGCUGGGGUGGCCGCGAUUUCACUCAGCCUUUCAAGCGUGGAGAGACAUACGGUAUUGGCAUGACAUUGCGUUCUGUCGGUGGACCUAAGCCGCAGGUCGAUAUCUUCUUUACGCGCAACGGUACGAUGACGGGUGGAUGGGCACUCCAUGAGGAGACUGAUGCUGAACAAGAUCUACCGGUUACAGGAUUGGAGGGUUUCCACGAUCUAAGUUGUGCUAUUGGAACGUAUGAUGGAAUUAAGUUUGAGGCAAUGCUUGAGCCGUCAAAGUGGUUGUAUAACCCGUUUCAGUUCUAA